CAAAAAGAAAAUAAAUAAAUAAACGCCUGCUCCGUGUCGGCUAGCGCAAGGGUGUCCCCCGAUUAGGGUCCUUUGUAUAGGCUUAUGCAAGCCUACGAUCUAUGGAUGUUCAGCAGGGAUACCUUGCCCGUAAGGCUUUGGAUUGGUCCACAGGUGACGAGACACGGGUCACAGAGGAGCCAUAUUGUAGAUCACCAGGAGUUCACCCGCUGUGUCGGGACCAUCGUUUAGGUCUCUUGCCGAACAAUUACUUUGUUUUUCUUCUAGGGCUCAGCUCGUUGCUUCGAUCUCACAUGCUUCCCCCAUACCACUGCUACUAUAACGACGCGUGCCAUUGUGGCAUACCUUGGUGCCAAUAUGGGCGUACAGGUGCCUGAAGGGGCAUUGGGGACCGUCAUCGGCGUGCUCAUCUUCUCACUCAUCUGCCUGACAUGCAGUUUGCUAAUGAUUUGGCUGGUUUGGACUCACCAUGAGCGUGAUUCAUUUGUUGGACUCUUGUCCUACUUCACAUUCAUAAGCACGCUGGCGAGCAUCAUUCAACAAUUACAUACGAUAAUAUGGUGGACCGACGUCAAGACAGAACAGUGGGAGAAUUCCAAAGCACAUAUCGGAAGUGUUGAGGUUGCAAUUGCUGGACCAUCCGUCGGCAUAGACCUCGUACUUUUCUACAUUCAAUAUUACGCCUACAAUGUCGAAGCACUACUCAGCCUUUGCUGGGCUGCCGCAUUGGCGCAGUCUAUUUUUGGUUUUGCAGACAUAGCAUCUUUCAAGCGUAUACGGCAUAGAACCAAUUCCAUCAUCAAGAUAAUUGCAGUCGUGCUACCGGCAAUCCUCAUCAGUCUCUUGAGAGUCCCCACGGUCCGCAACAGUUUCGCCGCUUUCAUAAUUGUGGCGAACGUUAACAUGUUGAUUAGCUUGACUCUGGGGGCCCUACUACUUUUAACGAUUCUCGGCAAAUAUAUUUACACCCGACGACAAUUUCUUUCUUGGAACGUCCAAUAUGGCAACUCCACGAGAUCGGGAACGCAGUCACAAACGACAUUACCAAACAGCCGAAACUCGCAGGGUAAUAUAAACAGGCGUGGCCAUGGUAUAUAUGAUCGAUGGCUCAUGACACGCUUUGCGAUCACCUUCAUUAUGUUGAGCAUAUUCGAACUAUUCUUGAUCCUAUUUCAGGUGUCAUCUACCAGAACUACGAUCCCUCCAGAUGCUCCCAAUCUGAGUGCGUCUCGAGCCAAAGGCGACUUCAUUCUGUUUAUGCCGGGCUGUUUACCAAGUGUGUUACUGUUUGUCGUCUUCGGCACUACUGCACCAUUCCGCGAACACAUGAGGAAAACGUUUCUGCCUAAGCGCUUCCAUAAAAAAGAGUCCGAGGAUAGCGGAACACAAAUGACGGCAUACCCAAGCCAAAGAAGAAAAUUGACACAUACGAGCGUCAUCACUGAAGAAGUUCCGCCUACUCCUACCGAGGAUGGCAACAUCAUUCACUCACGCGAGGUGGAUCAGCGAGCAUCAAUAUGCAGAGGAGAUGAGGACGAGUGGCCAAUCUUAUCAACAACAAAAAGGGGGAAUGGGGCCAUGGUAUGAUGGCCGACGUAGAUGGCUCCCAUCAUUGUUUUGUGUUUUCGCCAGCGGAUUUGUACUAUAUGAUAUGCGGGUUCCUCCCCGGUGUUGGGAAGGAAGAAUGGGCUAUGGUUCUGGAGCAAGUAUUUCCCAGCGGCGCAACGGCUUGGCGUGAUUAUAGCAUCGGACCAUUCAGAAAGGCAUCUACUAGGACCUAGAAAAGGCAUGCCUACGGAUAGGUGGCCUACGACUCGUCUGAUGAUUUGGUAUAAUAC
Molecule: messenger RNA, 1838 nt
Organism: Truncatella angustata
Lineage: Eukaryota; Fungi; Ascomycota; Sordariomycetes; Amphisphaeriales; Sporocadaceae
Exons: 5
Coding region: 358-1587 (409 amino acids)
Source: RefSeq, a predicted model, not a curated record